This is a messenger RNA of Eucalyptus grandis, 5071 nucleotides long. Its product is annotated as putative disease resistance protein At3g14460. Lineage: Eukaryota; Viridiplantae; Streptophyta; Magnoliopsida; Myrtales; Myrtaceae. The record is from RefSeq and is a predicted model, not a curated record. Gene Ontology annotation, molecular function: ADP binding. Gene Ontology annotation, biological process: defense response to other organism. The transcript has 4 exons. Bases 493 to 4704 code for a protein of 1403 amino acids.
UGGAAACUACAAAUAUCUGAGGAUAUUGUCCAACCAUUACAAGACAAGCACUUGUGGACGCAAAGUACUUUCUAUCGAUUCCUCUAACCACUUAUGUGCAUUCUUGAAAGUCUUGGUCUUUGUUUAUUGUUUUUGGUAGGUGAAAGUCUUGGUCUUCCUAGCUUUUAUAGUUUUCUCUCUCCCUUAUCUCUUUAUCACUUAGGUUCACCACACCCAUGCCCAUCCUCCUACUCAAUAGUUUUCUCUCUCCCUUAUCUCUUUAUCACUUAGAUUCACCACACCCAUGCCCAUCCUCCUACUCAAUAGUUUUCUCUCUCCCUUAUCUCUUUAUCACUUAGAUUCACCACACCCAUGCCCAUCCUCUUGCUCAAUAGUGUUCUCCUCCUACUCGUCUGAACUUAGCGCUCGUGCUUGCUGGAUUGCUACCAUUGAUCUCAUCCCAUUCACCGGUCUUCUCUAAGAAGUCUACUCGGAAAAGUGAUUGAUUCACCCAUGGCCAUUGGGGAGAUCGUUUUGGGUUCCUUCUUUCAAACCUUGUUUGACAAGUUGAGUUCUUUGGCAUCAGACUAUGCGCAACAGGAAGGAACUGACACCACCAUCCUUGAUGACUGGAAGAGGAUGCUAGUCACAAUCAAUGUAGUGGUGGAUGGUGCAGAGGAAAAGCAACUUAGCGGGAAUUGUCUAGUGAAGCCGUGGCUCGAUGAUGUUAGGGACUUGGCCUUUGACAUAGAAGACUUGCUCGAUGAGUUAGACAUCAAAGCCACUCAAGUUAAGUCAGAGGUAGAAUCCAGAACAAGUAGAGGUCAAUGGAAAAGGAAGUUCUUUUCUUUUACACGACUAGGCUCACUCGUGUCUGACACUAAGGUCCGAGAUAUCAAUGGUAGGUUUGAAGCGAUUGUCAAAAGGAGGGAUUAUUUAAGCUUGAGAGACAAUGUUGUGGACAGAUCCAACUACAGCAACAAAAGGGAUCCCACUAGUUCUCUGCCGGAGCCUCGGUUUGUCGGUAGGGAGAAGGAAGAAAUGGAGAUACUCCAACUAUUGAUCUGUGAGGUUAAAAAUUCUGAUGCCACGCUAAGCAUAGUCCCCAUAGUUGGGAUGGGCGGUGUUGGAAAGACGGCCUUGGCUCAACGGCUAUAUAAUGAUGCCAAAGUGAAUAGUUGUUUCGAGAAGAAAGCAUGGGUUUGUGUGUCAGAUGUUUUCGAUGUCCUUGACAUAACAAAAACUAUUUUGCAGUCGAUCACCAGGUCGUCCAAUGACGACAAAGAUCUUAACAAGCUUCAAGUUAAGUUGAAGGAUAAUCUAGCCGGGAAGAAGUUUCUUGUGGUUUUAGAUGAUAUAUGGAAUGAGAAGUAUGAAAAAUGGACCGCCCUCUUAAAGCCAUUUGAAGCGGGGGCUAGUGGAAGCAAGAUCAUCAUCACGACUCGCAACCUUAAUGUUGCUUCCAUAACAAGAGCUUCACCAUAUCAUUUGAGGGAAUUGUCCUUUGAUAAUUGUAUAAGCUUAUUGGCAUUUCAUGCUCUUGGAGUAACAAAUUUUGAGAGCCACCCGGCUUUUAAAAUAAUAGGCAAGAAAAUAGCUGAAAGAUGUAAAGGUUUACCUUUGGCGGCAAAGAUGUUGGGCGGCGUCCUACGUACUAAAAUUAAUCUUGAUGAGUGGGAAGAUACCUUAAAUAACAAAAUGUGGUAUCUUUUGACGGCAGAGAAUGAUGAGGUUCUCCCAGUUUUAAAAUUGAGCUAUGUCCAUCUUCCUUCCUAUUUAAAGAGAUGUUUUGCUUAUUGUGCGGUAUUUCCCAAGGAUUACGAAAUUGAGAGGGAUGAGUUGGUACUCUUAUGGAUAGCAGAGGGACUUUUAGACGGGCAAAAAGCAAAUGAGAAUAUCUUGAAAUUGGGACGGAAGCACUUUGAUGAGUUAGUAUCCAAGUCAUUUCUUCAACAAUCAAGUAUCGAUGCAUCUAAGUUUUCAAUGCAUGAUCUUUUGAAUGAUCUAGCAAAGUCAAUUUUGGGUGGGACUUGCUUUAGCUCAGGGGGGUCUCGGGUAGCAAGUAAUGAACAUGAUGUAUCAUCUCUUGAAAAAACUCGUUAUGCAUCAUUCAUCCCAUCGUGGUAUGUUACAUCAAAAUGCUUGAAACCAUAUCAAGGAAUGAAGGCACUAAGAAGUUUAAUUCUGGUGCGUGAUGGAUCUUGUGGGGGCUCUUUCUUUAUUUCCAACAAGGUGCUACAUGACUUGCUAACAAACUUGAAGUACUUGAGAGUAUUCUCAUUAUGUCGUUGUAACAUCGUAGAGGUACCGAAUUGUGUUGGUGAUUUAAAACAUCUUCGAUACCUCAAUUUCUCGUACACUCAUAUUGAGAGGCUACCUAAGUCAAUUGGUGCCUUGUGCAAAUUACAAGCUUUGAUUUUAAGAGGUUGUCAAAAGCUUUCAAAGUUGCCUCAAGGUAUCACAAAGUUAGUCAGCUUACAGUUUCUUGAUAUUAGAGAUACAAAGAGUCUAAAAGAGAUGCCGUUGAGUAUUAGUAAUUUAAAGAAUCUUAUUAUGUUGUCCAAAUUUGUGGUAGGACUUGAGAAAGGGUCGCAGUUGAAAGAGUUAAAGAACUUGCCACAUCUUGAAGGAGAAUUAUUCAUAUCAGAAUUGCAAAAGGUGGAAAAAGUUAUAGAUGCAGUUGAUGCUAAUUUGCUUCGAAAGCUAGGCCUUACAAACUUAUCCUUGCAUUGGGGUGAACAUUUGGGAGAUCUCCAUAAUCAUGAGCGUGAAGCACAGGUGCUUGACUCUCUGCGACCUCACACUAAUCUUGAAAAUCUUGCUAUUUUGAAUUAUCGUGGUGUAGUAUUCCCAUCAUGGUUAGAUUGUACAUCCUAUUAUAAAAUAGUGUCUUUAUGCUUGUGGGACUGUCCUAAUGUUAUGUCGCUGUCUAUGAUUGGACAACUACCUUCACUUAAGGAAUUAUCUCUUAAAGGUCUACAUGCAAUAAGAAUGAUAGGCUUUGAAUUUUACGGAGGUACAAGGCCUUUUUCAUCCUUAACCACUUUGAAGUUCGAAGAGAUGUUGGCAUGGAAGGAUUGGUCUCCUUAUGCUGGCCCAAAAGAAGAAGUAUCAUUCUCCUAUCUUAAGCAUCUUGUUGUUCGGGGCUGUCCUUCAUUGGUCAAGACAUUGCCUUGUCAACUUGAUCGUCUCACAAAGCUUGAAAUUCAUUCAUGUCCGCAUUUGAAAAACUCAACCAAUGAUGUUUGUCUUCCAUCUCUCCAUGGGUUGUUCCUCGAGGAUUGUAACAAAGAGAUCUUGAAGAGAUUGAUCAACCUAACUUCUUUGACCAUUCUUACAAUUAAGAAUCUUGCAGAGUUUGUUUGCUUUGAUCUUGGGUUUAUGAGCCACUUGAUCAAGCUAAAGGAGCUUCAUAUAGGAGGGUGCGACCAGUUAAAAUAUUUGUGGCAAGAUGGAAAUGAAAUGCUAAAUCUUACUUGCCUCCUGGAAUUAACCAUCGUAAGCUGUCCUCAGUUCACAUCAUUCGUGACAGGAGAAACAGAAAUAGAGUUGCCAUGCAACCUUGAAAAGAUGAAAUUGAGUAAUUGCACCAGUUUAGAAAAGCUUCCAAGCAAGAUGUACACACUCAAUUAUUUGUCUAUUGAACGGUGUCCAAAACUCAUAAUGCCAACCAUUUCUUCAUAUGACCCCAACAACAACAACCGAAUGUCUCAACUUCAAUCUUCAUGUACAAGUAAAUGUGAUUCUUUGACAUUUUGUCCCUCUACCAAGGAUAGACUUGCUACUCUAAAGACAUUUUAUAUUAAAUAUUGCGAGGGAGUGGAAUCACUAGAAGAAAUCACCAUAGAAUCACUCGAAUUUAUGGGAAUUCGCAAUUGUUGGAAUCUAAGAAGCCUACCACAAUUCCUUCACACGCUCUCCCAUCUCACUGGAUUGAGUAUAAGUGAUUGUUGUCAGAUAGAGGACUUUCCUCCCCUUCCCCUCACUCUAUCAAGCCUUACACUUGAGAGAUGUCCAAAGAUCAAGUCUAUCACCAGUAUCACGAGUUGUAACAAUCUCACUUCUUUGGAUAUAAUUGGGUGCGGGGCUUUGGAAAUAAUAGAUUCCCUUCCCCUUCUCAUCACCCUAUCACAUGUCUCUCUCUCUAACUGCCCGAAGAUAAAAUCUCUACCAAAGUGGCGUCAUCUUACAUCCCUACGGAACAUAUCCAUUAGGCAUUGCCAAAAUAUCCAAUGCUUGCCCGAAGGAGGUUUGCCUCCCAAUUUGCAAGCAUUUCAUUUUGAGUGCGAGAAUAUGAAACAGCCAGUGAGAGAAUGGGGCUUACCCCUACUCACAUCCCUCACGUUUCUAGAUAUUAUUGGAACAAAUAUGGGAGGGGAGGGAGAGAAGGUGCGGUUUCCUGAGGAGGAGGACGAGGACGAGGAGGAUGCCUGGAGUCUUCUCUUUCCUUCCUCUCUUACCUCUCUUUGGAUUGGCCAUAUGAGGAACGUGGAAAGACUAUCGGAUGGCUUUCGCAAGCAUCUCUCCUCUCUCCAGUGUUUAGGGAUUUCAAAUUGCCCGAAGUUGAGGGACUUACCAAAGGAUGGCCUCCCUCCCUCCCUCCAAGAAUUGUGGAUAGAAAGAUGCGAGAUUCUAAAAGAUCGAUGCUCAAAACACACUGGCGACUAUUGGCCCCUCAUCCAAGAGAUCCCUGACAUCGAGAUUGAUUGGGUUCAGAUUCAAUGAAUUGAUUCAUCCUGAUACGAUGUCUCACAUAAAUUUCUGGGAAAAUCCAAGAAAUCCCUGGCAUGCGCAUUGAUUAGUUUCAAAUCUGGUGAAGCGAAAUUGAUCCACUUUCACUUUCAUUUGCUAACUGCCACGAUUCAUCCUUCGAUGUGCAGUCAGUUUUCUAGGGUCUAGAUUUUUGGGUGAGAAAUACGAGCAAUGUGGAAAGAGUAUCAACAAAGUGGAGGAUGUAAGAAGCAUGGAGUAUUCUGUUUCCCUCAUCUCUACAUCUCUUUGGAUGAGAACUAUGAGGAACGUGGAAAGAUUAUCAAGUGGUCUUCACAGCCAUCUCUCCACUCUCGAACAGCUACAUUUUAUAGGUUAUCAG